This is a messenger RNA of Rangifer tarandus platyrhynchus (Svalbard reindeer), 12009 nucleotides long. Lineage: Eukaryota; Metazoa; Chordata; Mammalia; Artiodactyla; Cervidae. The record is from the annotation of a GenBank genome assembly.
AUGCCUCACAUCACGUUGACACCGCGAGAGGCAUGCGGAGUUCAUUGCUUCAAAAGGCUCAAGACGUAUGCCAACCAUGCAGAAGCACCUCAAGAGGAGGCUUCUCUCAGCAAUAGGCUCAAGACGUAUGCCAACUUUCCAGAAGCACCUCAAGAGGAGGCUUCUCUCAGCAAUAGGCUCAAGACGUAUGCCAACUUUCCAGAAGCACCUCAAGAGGAGGCCUCUCUCAGGAAUAGGCUCAAGCCGUAUGCCAACUUUCCAGAAUCACCUGAAGAGGAGGCUACUCUCAGCAAUAGGCUUAAGACCUAUGCCAACUUUCCAGAAGCACCUCAAGAGGAGGCUUCUCUCAUCAAUAGGCUCAAGACGCAUGCCAACUUUCCAGAAGCACCUCAAGAGGAGGCUUCUCUCAGCAAUAGGCUCAAGACCUAUGCCAACUUUCCAGAAGCGCCUCAAGAGGAGGCUUCUCUCAUCAAUAGGCUCAAGACGUAUGCCAACUUUCCAGAAGUACCUCAAGAGGAGGCUUCUCUCAGCAAUAGGCUCAAGACCUAUGCCAACUUUCCAGAAGAACCUCAAGAGGAGGCUUCUCUCAUCAAUAGGCUCAAGACCUAUGCCAACUUUCCAGAAGCACUUCAGGAGGAGGCUUCUCUCAGCAAUAGGCUCAAGACGUAUGCCAACUUUCCAGAAGCACCUCAAGAGGAGGCUUCUCUCAGCAAUAGGCUCAAGACGUAUGCCAACCAUGCAGAAGCACCUCAAGAGGAGGCUUCUCUCAGCAAUAGGCUCAAGACGUAUGCCAACUUUCCAGAAGCACCUCAAGAGCAGGCUUCUCUCAGCAAUAGGCUCAAGACGUAUGCCAAUUUUCCAGAAGCACCUCAAGAGGAGGCCUCUCUCAGCAAUAGGCUCAAGACGUAUGCCAAUUUUCCAGAAGCACCUCAAGAGGAGCCUUCUCUCAGCAAUAGGCUCAAGCCGUAUGCCAACUUUCCAGAAUCACCUGAAGAGGAGGCUACUCUCAGCAAUAGGCUCAAGACGUAUGGCAACUUUCCAGAAGCACCUCAGGAGGAGGCUUCUCUCAGCAAUAGGUUCAAGACGUAUGCCAACUUUCUAGAAGCACCUCAAGAGGAGGCUUCUCUAAGCAAUAGGAUAAAGAAGUAUGCCAACUAUCCAGAAACACCUCAAGUCGAGGCUUCUCUCAGCAAUAGGCUCAAGACGUAUGCCAACUUUCCAGAAGCACCUCAGGAGGAGGCUUCUCUCAGCAAUAGGCUCAAGACGUAUGCCAACUUUCCAGAAGCACCUCAGGAGGAGGCUUCUCUCAGCAAUACGCUCAAGACGUAUGCCAACUUUCCAGAAGCACCUCAGGAGGAGCCUUCUCUCAGCAAUAGGCUCAAGACGUAUGCCAAUUUUCCAGAAGCACCUCAAGAGGAGCCUUCUCUCAGCAAUAGGCUCAAGCCGUAUGCCAACUUUCCAGAAUCACCUGAAGAGGAGGCUACUCUCAGCAAUAGGCUCAAGACGUAUGGCAACUUUCCAGAAGCACCUCAGGAGGAGGCUUCUCUCAGCAAUAGGUUCAAGACGUAUGCCAACUUUCUAGAAGCACCUCAAGAGGAGGCUUCUCUAAGCAAUAGGAUAAAGAAGUAUGCCAACUAUCCAGAAACACCUCAAGUCGAGGCUUCUCUCAGCAAUAGGCUCAAGACGUAUGCCAACUUUCCAGAAGCACCUCAGGAGGAGGCUUCUCUCAGCAAUAGGCUCAAGACGUAUGCCAACUUUCCAGAAGCACCUCAGGAGGAGGCUUCUCUCAGCAAUACGCUCAAGACGUAUGCCAACUUUCCAGAAGCACCUCAGGAGGAGCCUUCUCUCAGCAAUAGGCUCAAGACGUAUGCCAAUUUUCCAGAAGCACCUCAAGAGGAGCCUUCUCUCAGCAAUAGGCUCAAGCCGUAUGCCAACUUUCCAGAAUCACCUGAAGAGGAGGCUACUCUCAGCAAUAGGCUCAAGACGUAUGGCAACUUUCCAGAAGCACCUCAGGAGGAGGCUUCUCUCAGCAAUAGGUUCAAGACGUAUGCCAACUUUCUAGAAGCACCUCAAGAGGAGGCUUCUCUAAGCAAUAGGAUAAAGAAGUAUGCCAACUAUCCAGAAACACCUCAAGUCGAGGCUUCUCUCAGCAAUAGGCUCAAGACAUAUGCCUACUUUUCAGAAGCACCUCAAGAGGAGGCUUCUCUCAGCAAUAGGCUCAAGACGUAUGCCAACUUUCCAGAAGCACCUCAGGAGGAGGCUUCUCUCAGCAAUAGGCUCAAGACGUAUGCCAACUUUCCAGAAGCACCUCAGGAGGAGGCUUCUCUCAGCAAUACGCUCAAGACGUAUGCCAACUUUCCAGAAGCAGCUCAGGAGGAGGCUUCUCUCAGCAAUAGGCUCAAGACGUAUGCCAACUUUCCAGAAGCACCUCAGGAGGAGGCUUCUCUCAGCAAUAGGCUCAAGACGUAUGCCAACUUUCCAGAAGCACCUCAGGAGGAGCCUUCUCUCAGCAAUAGGCUCAAGACGUAUGCCAACUUUUCAGAAGCAUCUCAGGAGGAGGCUUCUCUCAGCAAUAGGCUCAAGACGUAUGCCAACUUUCCAGAAGCACCUCAGGAGGAGGCUUCUCUCAGCAAUAGGCUCAAGACGUAUGCCAACUUUCCAGAAGCAACUCAGGAGGAGACUUCUCUCAGCAAUAGGCUCAAGACGUAUGCCAACUUUCCAGAAGCACCUCAGGAGGAGGCUUCUCUCAGUAAUAGGCUCAAGGCGUAUGCCAACUUUCAAGAAGCACCUCAGGAGGAGUCUUCUCUCAGCAAUAGGCUCAAGGCGUAUGCCAACUUUCCAGAAGCACCUCAGGAGGAGGCUUCUCUCAGCAAUAGGCUCAAGACGUAUGCCAACUUUCCAGAAGCACCUCAGGAGGAGGCUUCUCUCCGCAAUAGGCUCAAGACGUAUGCCAACUUUCCAGAAGCACCUCAGGAGGAGGCUUCUCUCCGCAAUAGGCUCAAGACGUAUGCCAACUUUCCAGAAGCACCUCAGGAGGAGGCUUCUCUCAGUAAUAGGCUCAAGGCGUAUGCCAACUUUCCAGAAGCACCUCAGGAGGAGGCUUCUCACAGCAAUAGGCUCAAGGCGUAUGCCAACUUUCCAGAAGCACCUCAGGAGGAGGCUUCUCUCAGCAAUAGGCUCAAGACGUAUGCCAACUUUCCAGAAGCACCUCAGGAGGAGGCUUCUCUCAGCAAUACGCUCAAGACGUAUGCCAACUUUCCAGAAGCACCUCAGGAGGAGCCUUCUCUCAGCAAUAGGCUCAAGACGUAUGCCAACUUUCCAGAAGCACCUCAGGAGGAGGCUUCUCUCAGCAAUACGCUCAAGACGUAUGCCAACUUUCCAGAAGCACCUCAGGAGGAGGCUUCUCUCAGUAAUAGGCUCAAGACGUAUGCCAACUUUCCAGAAGCACCUCAGGAGGAGGCUUCUCUCAGCAAUAGGCUCAAGGCGUAUGCCAACUUUCAAGAAGCACCUCAGGAGGAGUCUUCUCUCAGCAAUAGGCUCAAGGCGUAUGCCAACUUUCCAGAAGCACCUCAGGAGGAGGUUUCUCUCAGCAAUAGGCUCAAGGCGUAUGCCAACUUUCCAGAAGCACCUCAGGAGGAGGCUUCUCACAGCAAUAGGCUCAAGGCGUAUGCCAACUUUCCAGAAGCACCUCAGGAGGAGGCUUCUCUCAGCAAUAGGCUCAAGACGUAUGCCAACUUUCCAGAAGCACCUCAGGAGGAGGCUUCUCUCAGCAAUACGCUCAAGACGUAUGCCAACUUUCCAGAAGCACCUCAGGAGGAGGCUUCUCUCAGCAAUAGGCUCAAGGCGUAUGCCAACUUUCAAGAAGCACCUCAGGAGGAGUCUUCUCUCAGCAAUAGGCUCAAGGCGUAUGCCAACUUUCCAGAAGCACCUCAGGAGGAGGUUUCUCUCAGCAAUAGGCUCAAGGCGUAUGCCAACUUUCCAGAAGCACCUCAGGAGGAGGCUUCUCACAGCAAUAGGCUCAAGGCGUAUGCCAACUUUCCAGAAGCACCUCAGGAGGAGGCUUCUCUCAGCAAUAGGCUCAAGACGUAUGCCAACUUUCCAGAAGCACCUCAGGAGGAGGCUUCUCUCAGCAAUACGCUCAAGACGUAUGCCAACUUUCCAGAAGCACCUCAGGAGGAGCCUUCUCUCAGCAAUAGGCUCAAGACGUAUGCCAACUUUCCAGAAGCACCUCAGGAGGAGGCUUCUCUCAGCAAUACGCUCAAGACGUAUGCCAACUUUCCAGAAGCACCUCAGGAGGAGGCUUCUCUCAGUAAUAGGCUCAAGACGUAUGCCAACUUUCCAGAAGCACCUCAGGAGGAGGCUUUUCUCAGCAAUUGGCUCAAGGCGUAUGCCAACUUUCCAGAAGCACCUCAGGAGGAGGCUUCUCACAGCAAUAGGCUCAAGGCGUAUGCCAACUUUCCAGAAGCACCUCAGGAGGAGGCUUCUCUCAGCAAUAGGCUCAAGACGUAUGCCAACUUUCCAGAAGCACCUCAGGAGGAGGCUUCUCUCAGCAAUACGCUCAAGGCGUAUGCCAACUUUCCAGAGGCACCUCAGGAGGAGGCUUCUCUCAGCAAUAGGCUCAAGACAUAUGCCAACUUUCCAGAAGCACCUCAGGAGGAGGCUUCUCUCAGCAAUAGGCACAAGACGUAUGCCAACUUUCCAGAAGAACCUCAAGAGGAGGCUUCUCUAAGCAAUAGGCUCAAGACAUAUGCCAACUUUCCAGAAGCACCUCAGGAGGAGGCUUCUCUCAGCAAUAGGCUCAAGGCGUAUGCCAACUUUCCAGAAGCACCUCAGGAGGAGGCUUCUCACAGCAAUAGGCUCAAGACGUAUGCCAACUUUCCAGAAGCACCUCAGGAGGAGGCUUCUCUCAGCAAUAGGCUCAAGACAUAUGCCAACUUUCCAGAAGCACCUCAGGAGGAGGCUUCUCUCAGCAAUAGGCACAAGACGUAUGCCAACUUUCCAGAAGAACCUCAAGAGGAGGCUUCUCUAAGCAAUAGGCUCAAGACAUAUGCCAACUUUCCAGAAGCACCUCAGGAGGAGGCUUCUCUCAGCAAUAGGCACAAGACGUAUGCCAACUUUCCAGAAGAACCUCAAGAGGAGGCUUCUCUAAGCAAUAGGCUCAAGAUGUAUGCCAACUUUCCAGAAGCACCUCAGGAGGAGACUUCUCUCAGCAAUAGGCUCAAGACGUAUGCCAACUUUCCAGAAGCACCUCAAGAGGAGACUACUCUCAGCAAUAGACUCAAGACGUAUGCCAACUUUCCAGAAGCACCUCAGGAGGAGGCUUCUCUCAGCAAUAGGCUCAAGACGUAUGCCAACUUUCCAGAAGCACCUCAAGAGGAGGCAUCUCUCAGGAAUAGGCUCAAGACGUAUGCCAACUUUCCAGAAGCACCUCAAGAGGAGGCUUCUCUCAGCAAUAGGCUCAAGACGUAUGCCAACUCUCCAGAAGCACCUCAAGAGGAGACUUCUCUCAGCAAUAGGCUCAAGACGUAUGCCAACUUUCCAGAAGCACCUCAAGAGGAGGCUUCUCUCAGCAAUACGCUCAAGACGUAUGCCAACUUUCCAGAAGCACCUCAAGAGGAGGCUUCUCUCAGCAAUAGGCUCAAGACAUAUGCCAACUUUCCAGAAGCACCUCAAGAGGAGGCUUCUCUCAGCAAUAGGCUCAAGACGUAUGCCAACUUUCCAGAAGCACCUAAAGAGGGGGCUUCUCUCAGCAAUAGGCUAAAGACGUAUGCCACCUUUGCAAAAGCACCUCAAGAGGAGGCUUCUCUCAGCAAUAGGCUCAAGACGUAUGCUAACUUUCCAGAAGCACCUCAAGAGGAGGCUUCUCUCAGCAAUAGGCUCAAGACGUAUGCCAACUUUCCAGAAGCACCUCAGGAGGAGGCUUCUCUCAGCAAUAGGCUCAAGACGUAUGCCAACUUUCCAGAAGCACCUCAGGAGGAGGCUUCUCUCAGCAAUAGGCUCAAGACGUAUGCCAACUUUCCAGAAGCACCUCAAGAGGAGGCUUGUCUCAGCAAUAGGCUCAAGACGUAUGCCAACUUUCCAGAAGCACCUCAGGAGGAGGCAUCUCUCAGCAAUAGGCUCAAGACGUAUGCCAACUUUCCAGAAGCACCUCAGGAGGAGGCUUCUCUCAGCAAUAGGCUCAAGACGUAUGCCAACUUUCCAGAAGCACCUCAGGAGGAGCCUUCUCUCAGCAAUAGGCUCAAGACGUAUGCCAACUUUCCAGAAGCACCUCAGGAGGAGGCUUCUCUCAGCAAUAGGCUCAAGACGUACGCCAACUUUCCAGAAGCACCUCAGGAGGAGGCUUCUCUCAGCAAUAGGCUCAAGACGUAUGCCAACUUUCCAGAAGCACCUCAGGAGGAGGCAUCUCUCAGCAAUAGGCUCAAGACGUACGCCAACUUUCCAGAAGCACCUCAGGAGGAGGCUUCUCUCAGCAAUAGGCUCAAGACGUAUGCCAACUUUCCAGAAGCACCACAGGAGGAGGCUUCUCUCAGCAAUAGGCUCAAGACGUAUGCCAACUUUCCAGAAGCACCUCAGGAGGAGGCUUCUCUCAGCACUAGGCUCAAGACGUACGCCAACUUUCCAGAAGCACCUCAGGAGGAGGCUUCUCUCAGCAAUAGGCUCAAGACGUAUGCCAACUUUCCAGAAGCACCUCAGGAGGAGGCAUCUCUCAGCAAUAGGCUCAAGACGUACGCCAACUUUCCAGAAGCACCUCAGGAGGAGGCUUCUCUCAGCAAUAGGCUCAAGAAGUAUGCCAACUUUCCAGAAGCACCUCAAGAGGAGGCUUCUCUCAGCAAUAGGCUCAAGACGUAUGCCAACUUUCCAGAAGCACCACAGGAGGAGGCUUCUCUCAGCAAUAGGCUCAAGACGUAUGCCAACUUUCCAGAAGCACCUCAGGAGGAGGCUUCUCUCAGCACUAGGCUCAAGACGUAUGUCAACUUUCCAGAAGCACCUCAAGAGGAGGCUUCUCUCAGCAAUAGGCUCAAGACGUAUGCCAACUUUCCAGAAGCACCUCAGGAGGAGGCUUCUCUCAGCAAUAGGCUCAAGACGUAUGCCAACGUUCCAGAAGCACCUCAGGAGGAGGCUUCUCUCAGCAAUAGGCUCAAGACUUAUGCCAACUUUCCAGAAGCACCUCAGGAGGAGGCUUCUCUCAGCACUAGGCUCAAGACGUAUGCCAACGUUCCAGAAGCACCUCAGGAGGAGGCUUCUCUCAGCAAUAGGCUCAAGACGUAUGCCAACUUUCCAGGAGCACCUCAGGAGGAGGCUUCUCUCAGCAAUAGGGUCAAGACGUAUGCCAACUUUCCAGGAGCUCCUCAGGAGGAGGCUUCUCUCAGCAAUAGACUCAAGACGUAUGCCAACGUUCCAGAAGCACCUCAGGAGGAGGCUUCUCUCAGCAAUAGGCUCAAAACGUAUGCCAACUUUCCAGAAGCACCUCAGGAGGAGGCUUCUCUCAGCACUAGGCUCAAGACGUAUGCCAACGUUCCAGAAGCACCUCAGGAGGAGGAUUCUCUCAGAAAUAGGCUCAAGACGUAUGCCAACUUUCCAGAAGCACCUCAGGAGGAGGCUUCUCUCAGCACUAGGCUCAAGACGUAUGCCAACUUUCCAGAAUCACCUCAGGAGGAGGCUUCUCUCAGCAAUAGGCUCAAGACGUAUGUCAACUUUCCAGAAGCACCUCAAGAGGAGGCUUCUCUCAGCAAUAGGCUCAAGACGUAUGCCAACUUUCCAGAAGCACCUCAGGAGGAGGCUUCUCUCAGCAAUAGGCUCAAGACGUAUGCCAACUUUCCAGAAGCACCUCAGGAGGAGGCUUCUCUCAGCAAUAGGCUCAAGACGUAUGCCAGCUUUCCAGAAGCACCUCAGGAGGAGGCUUCUCUCAGCAAUAGGCUCAAGACGUAUGCCAACUUUCCAGAAGCACCUCAAGAGGAGGCUUCUCUCAGCAAUAGGCUCAAGACGUAUGCCAACUUUCCAGAAGCACCUCAAGAGGAGGCUUCUCUCAACAAUAGGCUCAAGACGUAUGCCAACUUUCCAGAAGCACCUCAGGAGGAGGCUUCUCUCAGCAAUAGGCUCAAGACGUAUGCCAACUUUCCAGAAGCACCUCAGGAGGAGGCUUCUCUCAGCAAUAGGCUCAAGACGUAUGCCAACUUUCGAGAAACACCUCAGGAGGAGGCUUCUCUCAGCAAUAGGCUCAAGACGUAUGCCAACUUUCCAGAAGCACCUCAGGAGGAGGCUUCUCUCAGCAAUAGGCUCAAGACGUAUGCCAACUUUCCAGAAGCACCUCAGGAGGAGGCUUCUCUCAGCAAUAGGCUCAAGACGUAUGCCAACUUUCGAGAAACACCUCAGGAGGAGGCUUCUCUCAGCAAUAGGCUCAAGACGUAUGCCAACUUUCCAGAAGCACCUCAGGAGGAGGCUUCUCUCAGCAAUAGGCUCAAGACGUAUGCCAACUUUCCAGCAGCACCUCAGGAGGAGGCUUCUCUCAGCAAUAGGCUCAAGACGUAUGCCAACUUUCCAGAAGCACCUCAGGAGGAGGCUUCUCUCAGCAAUAGGCUCAAGACGUAUGCCAACUUUCCAGAAGCACCUCAGGAGGAGGCUUCUCUAAACAAUAGGCUCAAGACGUAUGCCAACUUUCCAGAAGCACCUCAGGAGGAGGCUUCUCUCAGCAAUAGGCUCAAGACGUAUGCCAACUUUCCAGAAGCACCUCAGGAGGAGGCUUCUCUCAGCAAUAGGGUCAAGACGUAUGCCAACUUUCCAGAAGCACCUCAAGAGGAGGCUUCUCUCAGCAAUAGGCUCAAGACGUAUGCCAACUUUCCAGAAGCACCUCAAGAGGAGGCUUCUCUCAGCAAUAGGCUCAAGACGUAUGCCAACUUUCCAGAAGCACCUCAGGAGGAGGCUUCUCUCAGCAAUAGGCUCAAGACGUAUGCCAACUUUCCAGAAGCUCCUCAGGAGGAGGCUUCUCUCAGCAAUAGGCUCAAGACGUAUGCCAACUUUCCAGAAGCACCUCAGGAGGAGGCUUCUCUCAGUAAUAGGCUCAAGACGUAUGCCAACUUUCCAGAAGCUCCUCAGGAGGAGGCUUCUCUCAGCAAUAGGCUCAAGACGUAUGCCAACUUUCCAGAAGCACCUCAGGAGGAGGCUUCUCUCAGCAACAGGCUCAAGACCUAUGCCAACUUUCCAGAAGCACCUCAGGAGGAGGCUUCUCUCAGCAAUAGGCUCAAGACGUAUGCCAACUUUCCAGAAGCACCUCAGGAGGAGGCUUCUCUCAGCAUUAGGCUCAAGACGUAUGCCAACUUUCCAGAAGCACCUCAGGAGGAGGCUUCUCUCAGCAAUAGGCUCAAGACGUAUGCCAACUUUCCAGAAGCACCUCAGGAGGAGGCUUCUCUCAGCAAUAGGCUCAAGACGUAUGCCAACUUUCCAGAAGCACCUCAGGAGGAGGCUUCUCUCAGCAAUAGGCUCAAGACGUAUGCCAACUUUCCAGAAGCACCUCAGGAGGAGGCUUCUCUCGGCAAUAGGCUCAAGACGUAUGCCAACUUUCCAGAAGCACCUCAGGAGGAGGCUUCUCUCAGCAAUAGGUUCAAGACGUAUGCCAACUUUCCAGAAGCACCUCAGGAGGAGGCUUCUCUCAGCAAUAGGCUCAAGACGUAUGCCAACUUUCCAGAAGCACCUCAGGAGGAGGCUUCUCUCAGCAAUAGGCUCAAGACGUAUGCCAACUUUCCAGAAGCACCUCAGGAGGAGGCUUCUCUCAGCCAUAGGCUCAAGACGUAUGCCAACUUUCCAGAAGCACCUCAGGAGGAGGCUUCUCUCAGCAAUAGGCUCAAGACGUAUGCCAACUUUCCAGAAGCACCUCAGGAGGAGGCUUCUCUCAGCAAUAGGCUCAAGACGUAUGCCAACUUUCCAGAAGCACCUCAGGAGGAGGCUUCUCUCAGCAAUAGGCUCAAGACGUAUGCCAACUUUCCAGAAGCACCUCAGGAGGAGGCUUCUCUCAGCAAUAGGCUCAAGACGUAUGCCAACUUUCCAGAAGCACCUCAGGAGGAGGCUUCUCUCAGCAAUAGGCUCAAGACGUAUGCCAACUUUCCAGAAGCACCUCAGGAGGAGGCUUCUCUCAGCAAUAGGCUCAAGACGUAUGCCAACUUUCCAGAAGCACCUCAGGAGGAGGCUUCUCUCAGCAAUAGGCUCAAGACGUAUGCCAACUUUCCAGAAGCACCUCAGGAGGAGGCUUCUCUCAGCAAUAGGCUCAAGACGUAUGCCAACUUUCCAGAAGCACCUCAGGAGGAGGCUUCUCUCAGCAAUAGGCUCAAGACGUAUGCCAACUUUCCAGAAGCACCUCAGGAGGAGGCUUCUCUCAGCAAUAGGCUCAAGACGUAUGCCAACUUUCCAGAAGCACCUCAGGAGGAGGCUUCUCUCAGCAAUAGGCUCAAGACGUAUGCCAACUUUCCAGAAGCACCUCAGGAGGAGGCAUCUCUCAGCAAUAGGCUCAAGACGUAUGUCAACCUUCCAGAAGCACCUCAGGAGGAGGCUUCUCUCAGCAAUAGGCUCAAGACGUAUGCCAACUUUCCAGAAGCACCUCAGGAGGAGGCUUCUCUCAGCAAUAGGCUCAAGACGUAUGCCAACUUUCCAGAAGCACCUCAGGAGGAGGCUUCUCUCAGCAAUAGGCUCAAGACGUAUGCCAACUUUCCAGAAGCACCUCAGGAGGAGGCUUCUCUCAGCAAUAGGCUCAAGACGUAUGCCAACUUUCCAGAAGCACCUCAGGAGGAGGCUUCUCUCAGCAAUAGGCUCAAGACGUAUGCCAACUUUCCAGAAGCACCUCAGGAGGAGGCUUCUCUCAGCAAUAGGCUCAAGACGUAUGAAAACUUCCCAGAAGCACCUCAGGAGGAGGCUUCUCUCAGCAAUAGGCUCAAGACGUAUGCCAACUUUCCAGAAGCACCUCAGGAGGAGGCUUCUCUCAGCAAUAGGCUCAAGACGUAUGCCAACUUUCCAGAAGCACCUCAGGAGGAGGCUUCUCUCAGCAAUAGGCUCAAGACGUAUGCCAACUUUCCAGAAGCACCUCAGGAGGAGGCUUCUCUCAGCAAUAGGCUCAAGACGUAUGCCAACUUUCCAGAAGCACCUCAGGAGGAGGCUUCUCUCAGCAAUAGGCUCAAGACGUAUGCCAACUUUCCAGAAGCACCUCAGGAGGAGGCUUUUCUCAGCAAUAGGCUCAAGACGUAUGCCAACUUUCCAGAAGCACCUCAGGAGGAGGCUUCUCUCAGCAAUAGGCUCAAGACGUAUGCCAACUUUCCAGAAGCACCUCAGGAGGAGGCUUCUCUCAGCAAUAGGCUCAAGACGUAUGCCAACUUUCCAGAAGCACCUCAGGAGGAGGCUUCUCUCAGCAAUAGGCUCAAGACGUAUGCCAACUUUCCAGAAGCACCUCAGGAGGAGGCUUCUCUCAGCAAUAGGCUCAAGACGUAUGCCAACUUUCCAGAAGCACCUCAGGAGGAGGCUUCUCUCAGCAAUAGGCUCAAGACGUAUGCCAACUUUCCAGAAGCACCUCAGGAGGAGGCUUCUCUCAGCAAUAGGCUCAAGACCUAUGCCAACUUUCCAGAAGCACCUCAGGAGGAGGCUUCUCUCAGCAAUAGGGUCAAGACGAUUGCCAACUUUCCAGAAGAACCUCAGGAGGAGGCUUCUCUCAGCAAUAGGCUCAAGACGUAUGCCAACUUUCCAGAAGCACCUCAGGAGAAGGCUUCUCUCAGCAAUAGGGUCAAGACGAUUGCCAACUUUCCAGAAGAACCUCAGGAGGAGGCUUCUCUCAGCAAUAGGCUCAAGACGUAUGCCAACUUUCCAGAAACACCUCAGGAGGAGGCUUCUCUCAGCAAUAGGAAUCCCAAAAUCCCUGUGGCUACUGGAAAGGGUCCUUGGGUGCCCUGCGUCACCUCGAGAAUCAUCGCUUUUGCCAUGCCAAGCCUGGAAGAGAUUCCUGAAGUGUCCCUCGUUACUAGACAAGAGUCCUGA